This is a messenger RNA of Manduca sexta (tobacco hornworm), 1186 nucleotides long. Its product is annotated as nephrin-like. Lineage: Eukaryota; Metazoa; Arthropoda; Insecta; Lepidoptera; Sphingidae. The transcript is spliced from 8 exons. The record is from RefSeq and is a predicted model, not a curated record. The coding region runs from base 236 to 1186 and encodes 316 amino acids.
UCGCUCCAUCCCACGUGACGAUAUCCGGCCCCUCCGAAGCGAGAGUGGGGGACCCAGUGCCCCUGACCUGCAGUACAGCACCUUCCAACCCUGCAGCGGAGAUCAAAUGGGUGGUCCUCGGAAAACAGCAUAAGGAGGCAAACAAUAGAACUGCUAUAUCGCCUGAAGGUGGCUGGGUGACCACAUCCAACGUGACGGUGAUGGUGGAGCCGAAACGCACUUCCGUGGUGGUGGUAUGCCAUGGUAUCAACGGACAACUGGCAGAGAACGUGGUAGCAACACAUACCAUCAACGUGCUGUAUCCCCCGAUGCUCCGAUGAUCACCGGGUACAUACCAGGAACGACUCUAUCAGCUGGCACGGUGCAGAAGCUGUCCUGCAUCUCCACCGGAGGAAACCCCCUGGCCACUCUCACGUGGUACAAGAAUGAUAAGAAGAUACAUUCAGUAACGAAGACUACGGAGAAGUCAGUGUCUGCAGAGAUCUCUAUCCUGACGAACGUGACUGACAACCAAGCGCAGUACAGAUGCGAAGCCACCAACAGCGCCACUGAGAUCCCACUCUUCGAAAAAGUCACUUUGAACGUUCAUUUCGCCCCAGAAGCAGUGAAAGUGAGAGCAGAACCUGAAAAGUUGAAACCGGGAAUCGAAGCCACACUGUACUGCGAUGCAGCCUCUAGUAACCCACCAGCGCACGUAUCCUGGUGGCGGGAUGGUAUACCUGUGCAAGGUCUACCAAUGCAGCUCAAGAAAGGUCUUCACGGAGGAACAGUGUCAACAAUAGAACUCAAGCUGAAGAUCACCAAAGACAUGAACGGUGCGAUCUACACCUGCCAAGCCACGAACGAAGCGCUACAGAGAAGCGUCCACGAUGCUAUGGCGUUGAAAGUUCUUUACGCGCCAAUAUUCGACGAAGCAACGCCCUACACAACAGUUGGAGUAGAAAACGAACCGCUAAUCGUAGUAUUACGAGCUGAUGGCAACCCUGGAAGCAUCACUUACACUUGGACCAAGGACGGACUCCCCAUCACACAGUCUUCUUAUAGCAGCGGUAAUGACAGAAUACUUUCGGAAGGAAGUAUGCUGAACUUGACCCGACUGUCUCGCCGACGCCGGUGUGUACACGUGCGAGGCUGUCAACUCCCAGGGAGCUGCUACUGCCAACAUCAGCAUAAAUGUUCACUGUAA